AUGCUGGACUAUGCUUCUGACUACUUGCAUCGGGUCCAAAGGACAAAAUCACAUGUCAUGGCCAAAUGGGUUCUGACUGUCCUCCCACCCACCAAACCGUCCGCCGGACCAGUUCUCAAACCAUCUACCGAGCGUGCUACCGAACCAUCCACCGAAUCAGUUACCAACCAACCCACCGAAGUAACUCCUACUGAAGAGUCCCAAGCCAGCAACAGUUCCUCUCAUGAUGCAACGUACGGUCCAGAUUCGCCGUGCGACCAUGCCAUCCACGGCCGCUGGCUGUUCAACGCACAGAAGCUGGCCUACGAGUGGCAACUCUACCCCUGCGCGCACCCCCUCCCCCCCGUCUCUCAGUGGCUCUCCGCCCUCCAAUCCCGGGGUAUUUCCGAGAUUAACUUUGUCGGGGAUUCUCACGUGCGCUUCCUAUACCACCACCUCUAUUUUCUACUCACUGGCAAGGCUAAUGCUUCCACUGUACACUACUAUGCCGACCUCCAAUUGGUCGUGCCGCCCCCUAGCCCAAAUUUGCAGCCUCUGAAGCUCAAUUUCUACUGGAUCGGAGGGAUUUACAUCGACGGGCCUUUUGGAUGCAGGUGCAGUGUGCGAGCAACGCUUGUCUCUUUUAUUCUAAUCUGCGCAGCAACAGCAGCAGCAGCAGCAGCAGCAGCAGCAGCAGCAGCAGCAGCAGCAGCAGCAGCAGCAGCAGCAGCAGCAGCAGCAGCAGCAGCAGCAGCAGCAGCAGCAGCAGCAGCAGCAGCAGCAGCAGCAGCAGCAGCAGCAGCAGCAGCAGCAGCAGCAGCAGCAGCAGCAGCAGCAGCAGCAGCAGCAGCAGCAGCAGCAGCAGCAGCAGCAGCAGCAGCAGCAGCAGCAGCAGCAGCAGCAGCAGCAGCAGCAGCAGCAGCAGCAGCAGCAGCAAAAGAAAAAGCAGCAGGAAAAUCAAGCUUCAGUGCUGCCUUCUAG
Molecule: messenger RNA, 960 nt
Organism: Closterium sp. Yama58-4
Lineage: Eukaryota; Viridiplantae; Streptophyta; Zygnematophyceae; Desmidiales; Closteriaceae
Source: the annotation of a GenBank genome assembly